AAUGCACUGCAGCUAGCUAGCCCAGCAAGGCUAAGGCUUGGUUAGACAGCUGGCAGCCGUCUGUUUCGAGGAGUUAAAAAAAACCCAUUAUUUUUUAUUUGGUGAGUGGAGCUAACGGAGUUCAGCGGAACAGCAUUAACAGAAACAGAAGUUUUUGGUAUAAGGCUUGGUUGGACUGUUUGAGACAUCACAUACUUUCCUUCAAGUUCAAAAGGCUUCAAUAACAAGUACCGUAUUAAACGUUAAACCUGGCUUGACCUCCCAACGGCUUCCAGCAUGAUGUUGCGAUACUUCAAGCGAUGGAUGAACAGUAUUCCCAUGAUUGCGCGUUCUGAUCAGCCUCCGGUGAGAUGUCUUUCGGGAACUCCAAAUUACUCCUGCGGCAAUCCUUCAGAUAAGUAUGAUAACCUGAAAGCUGUGAAGACACUAAUGCUACCUCCCGAUACUUACAAGGGCAAAACUGUGUAUAUGACAGGCGGAGGAACAGGAUUUGGAAAGUCGAUGACGAAAACAUUUUCUGAACUUGGAGCUGAGGUUGCUAUUGUCAGCAGAUCUGAGGAUGUUUUGAAGAGUACAUCAGAAGAGAUCUCUGCAGAGACUGGAAACCCUGUCCAUCCAAUCCCUGCUAAUAUUAGAGAUCCUGAGGCAGUUAAAGCCUCAGUAGAUCAGUUUGUAGAGAUCUGUGGAGGUCUACCGGAUGUCAUCAUCAAUAAUGCUGCUGCCAACUUCGUGGCUCCUACAGAACGACUUUCUCCCAACGCCUGGUUUACAAUCGUUGAUGUGGUGUUGAAUGGUACGAUGUAUGUGACUCUAGAUAUUGCAAAGAGACUCAUCAAAGAACAGAAAGGGGCCAAUUUCCUGACUGUCAGUACCACCUAUGGAACCUAUGGCUCACCUUUUGUAGUUCCCAGCGCAACGGCUAAGAGUGGUAUAGAAAACCUUACAAGGUGUUUGGCUGUAGAGUGGGGCCGUUACGGGCUGCGAUUCAACACAAUGACUCCGGGUCCAGCAUACACAAAGGGAGCCGUGAGCCGGCUGGAUCCGACAGGGGAGUUCUGGAAGACAAAGAUCAAAGGAACUCCCAUUGGUCGACUGGGGGAGUUGGAGGAGAUUAGUAACCUUGCAUCUUACAUCUGCAGUGACUAUGCUAGUUGGUUCAAUGGAGAGAAUUUCAUUAUGGAUGGCGGUCUGUCGCACCAGGCUUCUGGAGCGUUCAGUGGAUAUCUGGAGCUAAGUAAAGAUGACUGGGAUCAAGCAGAGGCAAUGAUAAGAAAGACCAAGGGUUCAUAAUGAUAGCAUGGUAUGACCAUCAUAUGAUUUUCACAAGAUCAGAUAUCAUUUAUGAUCAUUAAGUAUCAAUCAUCAUAUAAUCAUUGUAAUAUUGCAUGAAUAUAGAAUGCUAGUAUGUGUUGUCUGUCAACAGGUUGUUAUCAAAUAGUUUGUAUACUGUGUAUGAUAUAUAUCAUUUGAAGGAAAUCAUUGAUUGAAACAAAAGAGGGAAAUGUCAAUAUUCAACAUUCCAUUAUGAUGGUUCUAUUUGACUACUUUGAGAAGGAUGAAAAGAGGUAAAAAAGUGUUUUUGUAGACCUUUAAUUCCCCUUGAUAUGAAAAAUAUUGAAAUAAUGAUGGAAUGAAUUAGUUGAAUAUAAGCAAAAACAACAGAUGAUAUGGUUAUAAAUUGAUUUUUAUCUCUGACUGAAAUAAACUUGUUUAUUGAUGAAUAUGUCUAAACUUUAAAACACAUUACAGUUGAUCAAAAAAUGGUAGUUCUAUUUGUUACCAAAAUACUCAAUAUUCAUAUGUAUGUAGUUAAAUAGUGCUAACUGCAUGAUGUAUCUGUAAGCUUGCUGCAUAUAGACCUGAAAUAGUAGAAGUAGGCGUGGUUGUCAUAUCAGGGAAAAAAUUAAACGAGUGCUCAGGGCUCAUUCAUUGUAGGCAUUGGGCUGUUAAAAAGUAGUCCCUGAAAGCAUGCUGAAAGUAAAAAAGUGAUAAAUUUUGCUGGAUAAAUAUUUAUCUGAAAAUACUGGAAAAAAUGCCUUCUAUGUGAUGCAAUAUAUGACAAAACAUAAUUAUGAACAUAUUUUAAUCUGUCCUUUGCAGCUGGUUAUACUCAAGUUGAUAUGAAAUCAUGAUUAUCUAUGUAUCAAAGAUUUUAUUGAUAAACACUUUAUGAUUCAUUAAAUUGCUUACCAGUUUAUUUUUGUGAAGUCUUUGAAACAGACUGUGCUUGACCGCAAUUAAUGCAUGCUGGAUAUUCAGUUUGGAAACUCACUCAUUUUCAUUAGGUACAAUCUUUAAAUUAUGCUUAUUAGUAGACAUGCCCUUAAAACCUUAUUUGUGUGAGUGAAAAGUUCUUUUACAUGAGAUUAUUAAGUUUAUUCAGUAGUUUAAUAGUUGUUUAAUUUAUAGUUAUUACGAAGAUUUUAUAAACCUUUGAUUUAUACAAUGUUAUGAUUAAAAAAAUAUACUUAAUUUGAAUGAUUGCAGAUCCAUGAUAUUAUUGGUAACAAAUUAUUUUUCAAUCAGAUUUCUCAGACCUUCACUAAUUUUAUCCUUUCAUCUGUUGUAACUUAACCAAUUAAUCAUGAGUAUAUGGACAAUCCACGUACCAGAGGGAGUACAUGACAAGAUAGGUCGAUGCUGUACCGUAUGUAUGCACUCACACUAGUGCAAGAUUAGUAUGCUAAGUACCCUAUGAUGAGCUUAUUCAUAUAUUUUGAUUAGAAUAUCAUUGCUAGACUUUAUACAUGUAGCCAGAUUGACUUAAUUAUACUAACAUACUGACUGAUCAUUCAAUGCAAUUCAUUCUAUAUUAAUAGAUGUCUUCCAAUAAUCAGUCAGCUGUAAGUUUUUGAGUAGUUAUGCCAUCAGAAUGAAAUUACUCGGAAAAAGCUAUCCAAUCUUCCUUGUCAUAUAUAAAUUUGAUUUAAACUGCUGAGUUCAAAUAAAACUGUCAAGCACAGCUUUUUCUAAUGCUGCAUCACGGCACUGUCACUACGAAGGGACACCUGACCAGGCUCAUAUGGACUUUCAUAACAAGCAAUAAUUCUUGCAUCUCAGAAUACCCUAAACAAGUAUAUUGUCUUGUCCCCCAACACUGAAUAAUGCCCAGAAUAUUAUAUAUUCAUGAUAGGGUGGAUGAUAUACCAUUACACUACCUGGCUGUUGAAAAGUAUUUUACCCUUUUUUGUAUCGCCUGAAUGUAGUUCGGCAGAGACCUAGUAAUCACUUUUCCUGUUGGUACGUGUAUGUUAGUCCAGUAGUCUGUUAAAAAUAUUAAAGUAUUUGUUCAACUUGCUCUCUUUGUUUAUUUAUUUUUGCAUUGAUUAUGUUCAUAUUUUGUGCAUAUGAUCCUUGGGUGAUACUACAUGUGACCUUUUGAGAAUGAUAUGGUCAAAGGUCAUUUAGGGGUCAAAAGGGUAAAUAGUAUUAGGUCAUGUUCAUCCUUAAAAAUUUUUAUUCAACUUGCUCUCAUCUCUAUUUCUUCAACAAUUUUGAUCACACUUUGUUACAAUGAUCCUUAGGUCAUACCACAAGUGUAUUGUUCAGGAAGGAAGGGUCAAAGGUCAUCUAGGGGUCAAAUUUAAAGGUCAUGUUUUUGUUCAGCUUGUUCUCGUUUCUUUUGUUUGCACUUGCUACAAAUGAUCCUUGGGUAAUACCACAUGUGUGUUGUUCAGGGUGAUGGGGUCAAAGGUUAUCUAGGGGUCAGAAAGUCAAGUUUUUGUUAAAAUUGCUCUCAUUUCUUGAUUUCUGCAUCAGUAAUACGCUUGGCACAAAUGAUCCUGGGGUAAUGUGUAUUUAUGUGGAUGAUGGGGUCAUAGGUGAUCUAGGGGGUCAAAAGAUCAAAUGAUAUGAGAAGGUUUUGUUAAACUUGCUCUCAUUUCUUUAUAUCUGCAUUAAUUGUGUUUAUACUUGGAUCAAGUGAUCUUCGGGUUUUACCACAUGUGUUCAUCAGGA
This is a messenger RNA of Lytechinus variegatus (green sea urchin), 3957 nucleotides long. Its product is annotated as 2,4-dienoyl-CoA reductase [(3E)-enoyl-CoA-producing], mitochondrial-like. The coding region runs from base 277 to 1290 and encodes 337 amino acids. The record is from RefSeq and is a predicted model, not a curated record. The transcript has 7 exons. NCBI's taxonomy places the organism in Eukaryota, Metazoa, Echinodermata, Echinoidea, Temnopleuroida, Toxopneustidae. Gene Ontology annotation, biological process: fatty acid beta-oxidation. Gene Ontology annotation, cellular component: mitochondrion. Gene Ontology annotation, molecular function: 2,4-dienoyl-CoA reductase (NADPH) activity.